AUGAUGACCAGGGAAGAGAAUCUCCCAAAAAGCGUUCUUACUGACGAAGAACGAGCCGCCAGGGCAAAGGGGUUGAAGGACGAUUCCAUUGGAAAGGGACUUUGGACCGAGGCUCGUGGAAAACUAGAUCCAAAGCGAUCGCUUCGACUUGAGAUUUUCAUCAUUGAUGGGGAUGAGGACCUCCAACAGGCUGCCAAGGCAAAACUGGAGACUAUCCAAAACUCUCGGUUGAAAAUAAAGAUUGGCAAUGACAGAGUACUCAAUGUCGUGUCUACGGCGUUGUCGCAGACCAAUGAGGCAAUCAGUAAUUUGGAUGCCAUUGCAUUGCUCCUUGUGCGGUUCCAGGCCAUCGAGGUCAUUUAUGACCUGUCUGAACAUCCGGAAAAGAUGUUCACAGCAUCAGAUCGUAUCAAAGAACUUCACGCCCAGCUGAGAGCCCAAACCAUCAACCUGUACACUCAAAUCCUUGAGUAUCAAGCCGACCUGAUUGAACAUUAUUCACACAACCAGAUGUAUAGAAUGGUCAAGUCUGUUGGUAUUCCAUCAGGGGAUAGAUUCUCGGAUAUUCAGACUACUGCAGCUGGCGCCAGCACAACUUUGCAAACCCUGGAUAGCGGUGCUAUCGCGGGCGUUGAUCGCCAAUUGUCAUCCCUUGCAGAAAGCGUGAAAGAAAUUAUGGAUAAGCUAGUGGAGGUAAACGCGAAUAUCCUGCGGCCAGUUGUCCCAACUUCAUCCCUUCUCAUGAUUCCAAAGAGCCCCAUGUUACUCAAUUCCGACAGAACUAUGAUGACUAUAUACCCGAGCGGGGGAGAAGCUCCUCAAAUUUGGGAUCUCAUGGCCGAAAGGGGUCUCCCGGAUCAACAGAGUUGGCUGCAUGCGGUUACGCCAUCUGACACAGGUACCUCAGUCAUAAUAUUACCCAAAGGAAGCGGAAAAGAAGGACCAGGUCACCUGGGACUGUGGGGUGUGGAUGAUCCAAAUGAUGGAAAAGACCUCGACCUCGGAACAACAGACUACCUCCAAACGGCCUUGGAUAACUGUUUGGAGCUCGCUAUCUCCGCAGAUGGUAUGAAAAUUGCCAUUUUGAACUCCAGCAAUAUUAUUGAACUUUGGCGAUUUUCAAAGGAAAAUAAUCGGUGGGAUCUACAUUGGACCAGCGUUCUUCCGUAUGAUGCGAAGAGUCCCCGCCCGCAAAUAAAGUUCUCCUCCGAUGUUUGGUGUGUCGACAACAAGGACUGUGAAUUUGAAUAUGAAGGCAGCGAGACUCUAAAUCUCGCAGUUUUAUCCCAUCAUCAUGCCAUGGUGGCAAUAGGAGGUAUGAGCAGUAGCGUGGAGCUACGGGAUAUAUCAAACAAGACCGUUAGGAUCAUUGAGACGGAUUACUUUUCGAACGCAUAUUUCAUGAAAUUUUCAGCCGAAGACACCAGAAUAGCAAUUGGAUGGGAUAAUAGAAAAGUCUCAAUCCACAACAUAGCUAUGGGAGAGACUGAGUGGGUAUUCGAAUGUCAUGCCACGUUGGCCAUUGCCUUGCAGUUCUGCCCCAAUGACUCAUGGAGGGAAGUACCAUUCUAUACUCUCGAUCUUGAGGGCGACUGGAUCGUUCACGAUAACAAAAAAGUCAUGGCAAUCCCCCCAAACCUCUCUGCAGCACUCUAUGAUCCAGAUCAAGACCAACGGGCCAAUACCAUCGCCUUCUUCACUCCCGGCACCCACACUAGUCGCCUUGUAUAUUUUAUGUUUGAGGGUGUUCCUAGCUUCUGA
This is a messenger RNA of Penicillium expansum, 1761 nucleotides long. RefSeq lists its product as uncharacterized. Lineage: Eukaryota; Fungi; Ascomycota; Eurotiomycetes; Eurotiales; Aspergillaceae. The record is from RefSeq and is a predicted model, not a curated record. Gene Ontology annotation, molecular function: protein binding. The coding region runs from base 1 to 1761 and encodes 586 amino acids. The transcript has 4 exons.